AUGGACUCUGAGUCAUUGGAUCGGUGUCUCCAGACGGCGCUGUCCGCUCUGUACCCGCCGUUCCAGGACACGUCUCCCACUGUCCUCUGUCAGGUCCUCACUGUUGUGGAGCGCUGUUACCGCGGCGACGGCCUACGUUACCUGCUGCACUUCCUGCUCCCUGCCAAACAGUUCCUCCAGGGCCUCCAGCAAGAUGCCUGCUUGCCGUACUGUGGUCUGCUCUUCCGUCACGAGGGCUGGCCACUGUGCCUUCACGACAAGAUAGUCAUCCAACUGUGUCACCUGGACCAGUGCCUGCUCCGGCCGGGGGACUUCUACCUCCUGGUCUCCCCUUCCUCGUCCUCCUCCUCUGCCUCUUCGUCGCGUCACUGCUCGCCCACCCCACGCCUCCUCCUUUGCAGCGUCUCCACCACCAGCCGACAUGUGGAAGAGCAGGAGAUUCCAGAGCUAGCCCUCAGCUCGAUCUUCACUAUGGCUUGGCUGGACUCUGUCAACCGUGACCGCGAGCAAAGGGGGGUGUCCAAAAUGGAGAGACUGCUGCUCUCUGCUCACGGGGACGUUUUCCGAGUGCCGUGGGAGGAUCUCGUCUACCCUCAGUUCGUCAGCCGACCAAGAACUUCGCUAAAAGAUGCAUCUAUGAAGGACAGUAGAUUUAACUCGUCUUUUGAACGAGAUACAACGGAAGAAAAGACUUUGUUGUGUAGUUUGGAGCGAGAAACGACAUCGCUGCCGUGUCGGGCUGACCAGUGUACGCCAAGCAGCGACGAAUCUGACUCAGAGGGGGAAUACGUGGAGUUGGCUGACUUGCCCUUGCCACGGUUUUCGCCACAAAAAGGCUCGCUCACGCAGCUCAUCAGCCAGCAGCACAAAGCACGCACUACAAGCUCACAAUCCCCAGCCACGCAAACGGUUCCCACGAAUAUUCAAAGCACUCCAAAACACUUAUCAACAUCAAAAGACUCUCUCAGCUCAUGCACAGAGUCGAAACACAAUGAUUCAAAGACGGUUGUGGAAGUGGACAGCUCUGGAGUUGUCAAUGGACCCGUUAUUCUUAAACCCAUGGAUCAACCCUCCACUGGUGAGACGUCUUUUGGUGAGAAGAGUCUAAAAGAAGUGAAUGUAGAUUUGAUUGAACACCGGAAGGAUGUAGCGACUGUUAGUAGAAGUCUAGAGGAAGAGGAGGAGGUUGAGUUGAGUGGCAGAAACGCUGGAGACAAUGGAGAAGUGGUGCUUGAAGCUGAAUUUGAAAGACUUGAGACGCAAAUAAAGGGAGUAGAAGAGGCGCCGGUGAAUUUACAUACACCAAAGACUGAAGACGGUGUUUUCAACUCGAGGAAAGGACUCAACCCUAAAGUCCCCACUGAAGGUCUGCAUGCAGUCCACUCAAACACUGCUCUGAUUAAUGGCUUAGUCCCAGAAUCAUCCAAACCGCCAUCUGAGCUUCCAUCUGAGCUUCCAUCUGAGCUUCCAUCUGAGCUUCCAUCUGAGCUUCCAUCUGAGCUUCCAUCUGAGCUUCCAUCUGAGCUUCCAUCUGAGCUCCAGUCUGUGGGUCUGCAGCGGUCUCCCCAGUCCAGGUUCAACAAAGUCCUGCUGAGCUCCGGAGCAAUCUGUCUGCCUGGAUCCAGAGACCGAAGUGGGCGAGCAUUGGUGACUGUUAAUCCUCGGAACGCUGUGUGGUCCAGUCCAGACUGUGACAGUGCGGAACUGCUGCAUGUGCUGCUCUACUACCUCUCCACUCUCAGGAAGGAGGUGCAAUCCCUGGGUUUGACCGUUCUGAUGGACGUCCGAAGAGCGCCCUCUCUGCCCGCUCUGUAUACUGCACUCCGGUCUCUACAGGAGGGAACCCCCGGCUCUGUCCAUUCUGUUCUGUUGUUGAUCAAUAAAGACUCACCGGUUCGACUGGACAAACCGUCUUCUCUGCAGGUGGAGAUGUUGUACUCCAUGAAGUCUCUGCAGAAACACGUGGAUCUGAGGCAGCUCCCGCUGGACUUUGGAGGCUCCUCCCACUUCAGCCAGAGCAGCUGGCUCCACUACAGAGCGAGAGUGGAAAACCUGACGAAUCAGUGCAACAAUGUGAUCAGCCUCCUUCAGAAAACCAUCCACAUCCUGGAGUCCACGCCGCUGCCCUCUGACGCCAACAAUGCUGAGCAGCUGUCGUCAAAAUACAAGGCAGUGAUGUGCAGCAUCCUUCAGGACAGCCGAUUGGUCCAGCUGCAGCGGGAGGGCGGGGCUUCACUCUCCAGUCUGCGGAGAGACGAGAGCAGCCACUGUGCCACUGACGACUACAGAGCGGCUGUGGAGGCCGUGUCCUCGCUGUACGAUCAGGUGGACGAGCUGCUGCAUCACCUCGUCACUCUGUCCAACUCCAAAACACAAGAGAUCAGCUUUAUUCUGGAGUUCGCUGCACUGGAGUCUGGGUUCAAUGAGGUACGGCAGUGGCUGGAGGAGGAGGGAGAGGUCCACCUGAAAAAGCUGGAGGAACCCGAGGAUUCCCUGGAGCAGCUCCGCAGAAAACAGAGAGACUACAAGGACUUCUGCCCGACUGCUUGCGACUGGUGCAAUAAGGGCCAGAGCCUCCUGAAGCGCCUGGAGCACUGGGACAAUAUCUCCUCUGCUGAGCUCCAGGCCUACGAGACCAGAGUCCACAGCUUCUGGGCCCAGCUCCAGGAUUUCUCCAAGAGAGUCACCGCCACAGGCUCUAACAUCGAUCGUGCUGUUUGCCUCUACAGCUUCUUGGACCAGGCCUACGGCUGGGCCCUGGCCGGAAUGCGUCACUUAGCCAGCGUCAGUAUGGAGGACUGCUCUCUGCCAGAGAAAUGCCCCGCGGUGAUCGGCUGCCUGGAGGAAUACAACCGUCUGCACCCUCCCAUCGCCGAGGCGCACUUCCAGGAGAUGCGCACGCUGGCGGGGGAGCUGCGGGGGGAGCGUGGCCUCCGACAGUGGAGUUUCGCCUGGGCCAAAUGCCAGGAGACUAAAAAAAUGUUUGACCGCAAAAUGGAGGCGGCUCUACGGACUCGAGACUCUGCUCAGAGACGCAGAUCUGACUGCGAGCAAAGCAGAAGCGUGCCUAGUUUUUCCAGAAAGUCCCUGUCCGGGCUUUGGGGCACGAAAGACCUGCCUCAGAUGUCCCCGAACCAAAACGAGGACGCGGUUAGCACCUGCUCCUCUACUCCCUCACCACCGCGAAACACUAGUGUCACUCCGGUCACCUCCACGCCGCAACACACUCCGCUGCUGCAAAGACUCUUCAGAAACCCGUUUGACGAGACCAGAGAUUUGUUUGAAGUCCCGCCUUCGCCCGCUCCGAGCCUCCAGCGCCUGGACUCGUCGGCCAGUUUCAGCUCCAGCGUGACUUCGCCGUCUGUCUGCUCCUCCUCCUCCUCCUCCUUCGCCUCCCCCUUCUCCCAGCUCGGCAGACGGCAGCAGCUGAGGAAGACCCAGAGUUUUGACUGCCCGCCCACUCCGGAGGCAUCGCGCUACGGAGCCAGUCCCAGGACCCUGAGCGAGCCGGCUCGGCGGGGGAACACGGGGGUUUUCAUAAAGGGUCUGGAGGUGUCAAGCACAGAGGCCGCCGACCGCACGCUCUGCCCCAGGACGGGAGCUCAGAGCUGGGGAGGACCGGCCACACGCAGCCCUAGCUCACAGAGCAUCAACAGUGUGAGCAGUGUGAGCAGUGUGGAGCAGCGGCCCAGAGGAAGUAAACUGCGUCACAUUGUGGAGGAGAUGGUGACCACGGAGCGCGAGUACGUGCGCUCACUGCGGUACAUCAUCCACCACUACUUCCCGGAGAUGGAGCGCGCCGACGUGCCCCAAGACCUGCGGGGCAAGCGCUCUGUGGUGUUCGGGAAUCUGGAGAAGCUGCUGGACUUCCAUCACCAGUUUUUCCUGAAGGAGCUGGAGGCCUGCUGGAGACACCCGCUCAGAGUGCCCCACUGCUUCCUGCGGCACCAGGAGCAGUUCGGCCUCUACGCGCUCUACAGCAAGAACAAGCCCAAGUCGGACGCGCUGCUGGCCCACCACGGCCACUCCUUCUUCAGGCGAAAGCAGGCCGAGCUGGGGGACAAGAUGGACCUGUCCUCCUACCUGCUCAAGCCAGUGCAGCGGAUGAGCAAGUACGCGCUGCUGCUGUCCGACCUCAUCAAGGAGGUGGGCGUGUCUCAGUCUCAGGAGGCGGAGCUCGCCACGCUGCACGCUGCCACGGACAUGGUGAAGUUCCAGCUGCGCCACGGCAACGACCUGCUGGCCAUGGACGCCAUCCGGGACUGUGACGUGAAUCUGAAGGAGCAGGGUCAGCUGAUUCGUCAGGAUGAGUUCACGGUCUGGAGCGGCAGGAGGAAAAGUCAGCGUCACGUGUUUCUGUUCGAGGACCUGGUUCUGUUCAGUAAACCCAAACGCAUGGAGGGCGGCCUGGACGUAUUCAUCUACAAACACUCUUUCAAGACAGCGGACGUGGGUCUGACUGAGUCCACCGGGGACGACGGACUGCGGUUCGAAAUCUGGUUCCGCCGCAGGACCGCCAAGAACCAGACGUUUCUGCUGCAGGCGGCGACAGCAGAAGUCAAACACAACUGGACCAGCGACGUGGCACGACUGCUCUGGAACCAGGCCACACGCAACAAAGAGAUUCGUCUGAAGGAGAUGGUGUCGAUGGGCGUCGGCAACAAACCGUUUCUGGACAUUAAGCCGAGCGACGCAGCCAUCAGCGACCGCGCCGUGCACUACAUCAUGAAGAGCAGAGGCGCCCGGACCAGAGCAUCGAUAGCCGUGUCCGUGUUCGACCACUCCAGCCCCUUCAAGAGAUCUGGUACCGCUGACCCCUCUGCUGCAGCGGGCUCCUCCUCCAGCCUCCUGGGACCCCUCAACCUCCACGUGUUCAGUCGAACACUGCCCCCUGCUGGAUCCACGGAGGGAUCCUUCAUAAACUGCAUUGAAGAAGACGAGCAGGAGCACGAGACCAGCAGCCAGCCUUCCAUGACCACAGAGAGUUCCGGGUCGUCGUCGCGCUGCCUCUCCGGAUCCACAGGCUCGGACAGCGGCUGUGUCUCUGCUCACCUGCAGGAGGCGCUGCAGGAGGAGCCCAACCCGAGCCAGACCUCCUCUUCCUCCUCAUCUCACCCUCCUCCUCCCAGCAAACACCUCAGCCCCUACAUUUCAGCUAACGCAGGUCCAGUCAUCAGUCCAGCGACCACAGUGUGA
Molecule: messenger RNA, 5196 nt
Organism: Knipowitschia caucasica
Lineage: Eukaryota; Metazoa; Chordata; Actinopteri; Gobiiformes; Gobiidae
Source: the annotation of a GenBank genome assembly